Messenger RNA from Melampsora larici-populina 98AG31, 2181 nucleotides. RefSeq lists its product as uncharacterized. The coding region runs from base 1 to 2181 and encodes 726 amino acids. NCBI's taxonomy places the organism in Eukaryota, Fungi, Basidiomycota, Pucciniomycetes, Pucciniales, Melampsoraceae. The transcript has 10 exons. The record is from RefSeq and is a predicted model, not a curated record.
AUGAACAUCGCGGAAGAACACGAGUUAAAGACGAUCAGAUUAGGUUCAUCUUAUUCUGACCGACGAUCACGCAUAGAUACGUCGAAAGAAAGCCGAAAGCCUAUGAAAACGCGCGAUACACACUCUUCAAUUACAGCAGACAGACGAGUAGGCCCCAUGGAGCCCUUUGAAUGCAACUAUAGCGAUAUUACCGCUGCGUAUUCCCUCUCACACAUUGAGCAUCAUCAAACAGACCGGUCCUCAAAAAUUGAGACACAAAGAGAAAACCGCAGGUCUUCACGUUCGAUUUCUCGUCAAGGUUGGAUAGUCAUCAUUGGCCAUUCAAUCUUGAUGGUCUUCACCAUCAUUUUUCUCAUCUUACCACUUUACAGACAAUGCGCUAUUCCCAAUCGAUCAGCUUUACUCGUAAAACGUUCACCUCGAAUCUCAAUAUUGAUUGUCACGGGACUUGCAACGAUUUGUUCGACAUCUGGAUCAUACUUGUUCUCGCGCGCUGUCGUUAUUAUGCUUCAGCGACGGUUAAAGAGACCUAUCUCUCUGAUCCAAUUGGUCUCCAUCAUUGAACUUUCAAGAGGUUCAUUAUCAAUAAAACUGUCCUACCUUAGUUAUUGUCUCAUCCCGAUCGUCCUAGUUGCUUUAUUGGAAACACUGACCGCUAGCUUUGCUACCUUACUCACUCCUACGAGGAUUGAGGUUAUGUCCACGAUUCGAGGGAGUGAGAUCGAUUUCGCUAGCGCAGCUUUUAAUGAAUUCUUCAUGACUUCGCCGAUUUAUAAUCAAACAGUAAAAUCUUUGCAAAGUAACGACCCAACGGCUCUUGGUCCUCUUCUGACAUCUAGUGGAAUAGCGUCUGCUUAUUCUGAACUCGGAUCGUCGAGUUUACUCAAAUUCAGAGGAGCAUUUUUCAAUGCUUCCACAGCUGGUGUGCUUCCCAUAUUGAAAAAAGACGUCAGUGGAAUGGAAGAUGAAUCAUCUACUCAAAAGGAUGUAAAAGGAAUACUAUCAAAUGAAAUUCCAAGUCGAUUUUCAAUAUCUGGUCAAACUUGGAAAUUAGGGAAACAGUUUUCUUCAAAUCAUACAAUGUUUCAACAAGGCUUUACUGCGAAGGUGAAAUGUAAAGUACGAAAUGUAUCCGAACCAAAUCGACCAUCUUUAUUGUCUUCUGCUAGACGUAUUGAAUUUCCAGAUGCCAAUGUAUCAAAAUCUUUGAAUUAUACUUUGUUUCAAUUGACUUUUGACGCAAAGUGUCCAGAUGGACAAGUCCUCGUGGUUGACAGUCUUGUCACCGCGAUUGGAACGAGAUUCCUUGAUGGAGGUAUAGCUCAGGUGACCCUGUGCUCUGACCAAGAUUUAUCUGGGAGUAAAACUCCAGGUCAUCAUUUUACCGGAUCAGGUGGGGGCUAUGGAUUUCUAGACUCAACUGUAUGCGAAAUAGACACCAGAAUCACAAAUGUCCAAGUAAAUUACAAAGGAUCCAUCAAUUCUGGUGAAGUGAACAAUACUCAAAGUAUUACAUCAGAGAAUGCGUUGAUCUCUAGGGCAAUAGUAUCACUUCUUUCAGUUAUGAUAAGUAAAUCUCAAACUAUUUAUACUACUGGAUUUGGUGAUGUGAUCAAAGCUAUUUAUAAUAGUCAAAACCCAUCAUCAACUUUGAACACUACUUAUUUUAUUUCUGGUGGUGCAAAUACUACUUUCAUUAAUCAGAUCUUAGAACUUUAUUUUAAAGGUCAAGUUGAAUUUUUAGCAAGCUACUUUAGAGCCGCUAUCUCAGUAGGAGGUGUAUUCCCAGAUGAUCAAUUACCUCAAAAUAUGACAAAGAAUGUAAAAGGUGAAUGGUAUACCGAAUCAAUAGGAUGGGAUCAGACAAAACAUAAAAAAACACCGUAUAUCCUUGGACCAUUAAUUCCAAUCUUUGUCAUUGGGUCUCUAUCAAUGAUUUUAGUUCUGGGACCAUACAUGGACUAUUCGGAAGAAAGCGGUAGGAAUCAAAAUCCAAAGUUUCAACCUGAUAAUUUGAUUGAGGUUUUAGUGGCUUCUACUUAUGGUGAACUUGGAAUUCAGCUGAGAAGAUUAAAGGGUCAAGGAUUGAAAAAAAUCGGAUUACAACAAGUCGAAGUUCUGGAACCUUUAGAUGAUGAAAGAUGGAAAAUUAAACUUCAUAGACCAAAUUCCUUGGAUUAA